CGCUGCCACAGAGCCGCAGCAGUUGAGAGACAGACAGACACACUGAAGGACAGAGACAGCCUGAGUUAACAGCAACCGACUUCAGCACUUCCUUAAACACCGCUGAAGAUUUCUGGAGCCGAACAGUCGGUGAAGCCGCUGUUUAAGAAGCAAACCCGGUAAAAACUCGCGACAAACAAGAAGACAGUGUCCAGCUCAGCGGAAGAGGAGGCUUAGGUGAGUGGUCACCAUGGCACCCUUCCUGCGAAUCUCCUUUAAUGCUUAUGAUGUGGGCGCUCUGCCUCCUCUGUCUGAACCUCCCAUCUGUGCCAUCAAGAUGAAGGAGUCUGUCAACACUGAGCGAGGAAAGACCUUGGUCCAGAGGAAGCCAACCAUGUAUCCAGCAUGGAAGUCCACUUUUGAUGCUCACAUCUAUGAGGGGCGCGUUCUAGAAGUGGUCCUCAUGCAGAGCGCUGAGGAGCCAUUGGCCAAGGCCACAGUGGGCGUGUCUGUACUUGCAGAACGCUGUAAGAAGUCCAAGACCAACGGUCGUGCUGAGUUCUGGGUGGACCUGCAUCCUUCAGGAAGGGUCCAGAUGGCUGUACAAUUCUUCCUGGAGGACGCUGAUGCAGCGAUAAGUCAAGCAUCGGUGAAGGUUUCUCCUGAGGAUGGACUCACAACCCUUAACAGGAGGAGAGGAGCAUUCAAGCAGCCCAAGGUUCACGUCAUCAAGAACCACGAGUUCACCGCCACAUUCUUCGGCCAGCCCACCUUCUGCUCUGUCUGCAAAGAGUUCGUCUGGGGGCUCAACAAGCAAGGUUACAAGUGCAGACAAUGCAAUGCGGCAAUCCACAAGAAAUGCAUUGACAAAAUCAUUGGCAGGUGCACUGGGACAGCGGCCAACAGUCGUGACACUAUGUUCCAGAAAGAGCGCUUCAAGAUUGACAUGCCGCAUCGCUUCAAGCACUACAACUAUAAGAGCCCCACUUUCUGUGACCACUGUGGUAGUCUGCUGUGGGGUCUCUACAAACAGGGCCUUAAAUGUGAAGACUGUGCCAUGAACGUACAUAGUUACUGUCAGACAAAAGUGGCCAAUCUGUGUGGAAUCAACCAGAAACUACUGGCAGAAGCUCUGUCUCAAAUCAGCCAGAAAUCCAUUAAGAAGAGCGAUGACUCCAAUGCACCAGACAUUGGGAUCUAUCAAGACAUCAACAGUGCAAAAGCAGACCCUAGUGCAGAUAAAAAUGGCAAGCUGCGUGAUGGCUCAAGCCCCGCCCCAGCCACACCUUCAGUCCCCCGGGUACGCCUCAACAUGAACCACCUGGUAUUCCACAAGGUGCUAGGAAAAGGCAGCUUUGGCAAGGUGCUGCUGGCAGAGCUGAAGGGGCAGGGCCAGUACUAUGCUGUGAAGGUUCUGAAGAAGGACGUCGUGCUCAUGGAUGAUGAUGUGGAGUGCACCAUGGUGGAGAAGAGAGUCCUGGCCCUCGCCUGGGAGAACCCCUUCCUCACACACCUCUACUCCACGUUCCAGUCUAAAGAGCACCUCUUCUUUGUAAUGGAGUACCUGAAUGGAGGUGACUUGAUGUUCCACAUCCAAGACAAAGGCCGCUUCGAUCUCAACAGAGCCACAUUCUACGCUGCUGAGAUUAUAGUGGGACUGCAGUUCCUCCACUCCAAAGGAAUUAUCUACAGAGAUCUGAAGCUGGACAAUGUGAUGCUGGACAAGGACGGACACAUAAAGAUAGCAGACUUUGGCAUGUGCAAAGAGAAUGUGGUUGGAGACGCCAGAGCCACCACAUUUUGUGGGACCCCAGACUAUAUCGCACCAGAGAUCCUGCUAGGACAGAAGUACACCUUCUCAGUAGACUGGUGGUCUUUCGGUGUGCUGGUGUAUGAGAUGCUGAUCGGUCAGUCACCUUUCCAAGGCGACGAUGAGGAGGAGCUGUUUGAGUCCAUCAGGUCGGACACCCCUCACUACCCUCGGUGGAUCACCAAGGAGGCCAAGAAUCUGAUUGAACUGUUGUUUGAGCGAGAUCCCAGUCGCAGGUUGGGCGUGGUGGGAGACAUCCGCACCCAUCCAUUCUUCAAAACCAUCAACUGGCCAGCACUGGAGAGGAGAGAAGUGGAUCCUCCCUUUAAGCCCAAAGUGAAAUCCCCCAGUGACUGCAGCAACUUUGACCGAGAGUUCCUGAGUGAGAAGCCGCGGCUCUCCCAUGCGGACAAGAACCUCAUCGAUUCCAUGGACCAGGCGGCAUUCGCUGGCUUUUCCUUCGUAAACCCCAGACUGGAAAACAUGAUAAGCAAAUGAAAAAAAAAACCAAAAUGGCUCCUGUGCGGACACUGUGUAAGCCCAGCACUUCGAAACAGGCUCUUAUCCUAUUCCCUUUAUCUUACCUAUAUGGUCUAAGUUCAUCUGGAGGGAUAACAAGAACAUAAAAACUUCAGUUCUUCUAUCAGAGGAUGAGAGAUAAAAAUGAAUCCAGGAUAUUUGCUGGUGUCUAAAGCAAUAAUCUUGUCUCAGCUGUCAAACUGUAUAGGUGUAAAAAAAAUAAUAUAAAGAACCAGGAAAUUAAGGGAGAUUCCUUUGAAACAAGGGUUACCAUAAUCAAUGUUGGGGGGAUAGUCAAUGAUGUGGUAUGUAUUUUCUUACUUUUGUCAUUUUUCCUUGUGAUGACACUUUAAAUCUGUACGAAUCAUCUAAUGUACUGUAUCUGGAAAUUAAAAUUCACAGGCAUGAGCAUGUCACUUCUAUUCAGUUAUGCAAGUAUUUACACCCGGCACUGCACAUGCAAGUCAAAAGAGUUCACAGUACAUGCGGUAUUCACUCCCACCCUGUGUGCUUUGCCUGCUGCAUGCCUCCUAUUACACCCCACCUGUUUGUGUGUUACCGCAUGCAUACAAAUUUGUGGGUGUGUGCAGGUAUCUUUAAGAUGCAAAUGGUGCUACUGUAGUCAGACACAGAGUCUGUUGUUGAAUGAGUCCUCAGUUGAUCCCUCUGGCAGACAUAGGUACCAUACAAAGAACUGCACUAUAAAGUUGGGGAAAAUUUAAAUCCCCCAAACUGAAGUCAUGUUAUUGCCUAAGUGAAUAGUUUCCUGCACUGUCUUGAGAUAUUGGACGUGCUCAGCACAUCCCAGAGUCUCACAUAACCUCAAAAGCGCUAAUCUGUUUUUUAAAUGAAGCACAGGAUUUCUACAUGGCAGUCUUCUGUGUGCCGUCCGUGUCAAAUUUCUUGCUGUAAAUCAAACUGAAGCAUAGUGCACACAAUCAUUCCAUACAUAUUAAUUUCCUGGGCUGUCGUCAGACUUAUUGGAAAGAGUUGCAGCAGCGGUAUGGUACUAUACCUGUACAUCUGUAUGUGUUGAAGGAUGUGUUGUUUGUGUGGGAGCGAUGGGCAUUUCACUGUUAAGCAUUGGGUCUUUGAAAUGUGUUAUAUUACUUGAAUGUAGGAAUUUUAACAUGAAAAUAAUAGCGCUGUAUAUGGAAAAUGAAUAUGUACAUUACAUGGACCUGCCUGUGAGUUAUGGGUGUACUUUUUUUACUCUCCUCAUCUUUUACAUCUGAUUAUAAAUAAAUACAUUUUAAACUCUUA
Epinephelus lanceolatus (giant grouper) is the source of this 3571-nucleotide messenger RNA. Its product is annotated as protein kinase C delta type-like. Lineage: Eukaryota; Metazoa; Chordata; Actinopteri; Perciformes; Serranidae. The record is from RefSeq and is a predicted model, not a curated record. Gene Ontology annotation, biological process: protein phosphorylation. Gene Ontology annotation, molecular function: diacylglycerol-dependent serine/threonine kinase activity; ATP binding.